Molecule: messenger RNA, 3563 nt
Organism: Heterobilharzia americana
Lineage: Eukaryota; Metazoa; Platyhelminthes; Trematoda; Strigeidida; Schistosomatidae
Source: the annotation of a GenBank genome assembly
AUGUCAUCGAUCCAAAGUCUGGAUGGUCUUUUGCAAGAUCGUUUUAUGUAUCCAAAGGGGCCAGGAUUAGGUGCAGCUCAAAUGUUAUGGAAUACUAAAUCAGUUUUUCAUAUUGGUACUUUGUCGAGUAUUGAUUUUUGGGAACCGAACGCUUAUUCUCAGGUCAUACCAUUAGUUUCUGAUCGUUGUUCAGAAGUUCGUGACAGUAUACUCCGAGAAUGUGUGCUGCAUCUUCCUAUUCCUUUAAAGAUACAAUCUGAACCGACAGUUGGUUUGAUGGGUAGUGCAGGAAAUCAGCAGAGAAUUGAUAAACAGAUGAUCGAAAAAUCAGUGGGUGAUACCGAAAUAAGCAGUCGCUUACCAAAGAAACGCCGUUUCAAACCAUUAUUUUAUAUGCAUUCAAGAUUUACUUUGUUAACGGUCAAUAAGCGCUUGUAAUGUAAUGUUAUUGCAUAGCAUUAUUCGAUAGACUACUUGUUGUGUGUUUUUCAUGUUAGCAAAACAGGUUUGAAUUUCUAUCACAACAAUUAAAAGUAAAUAACUUACACCGACUAAUCACGUUUCUACUUCCGCUUCAUAUUCUUGAUUCAACCAGUAGGUUAUGAGUUUAAACCGUGAUCUACACCUACCGAGGCUUGAGUAGCCAGGACCUGUCUUCAGCCCUCAGAUAGUGAGUACCUGUCAUCACCUAGUAGACGAAGGUGUAGGUCGCUGUUAAGUUUUACGGGCAUCAGCCAUAUCGUGACUCGAUGGUUCAAUGGAUAACUCUCUGGCGUUUGAAGCGAUUGGUUCCGAGUUCGAGUCCCAGCGCGGCAACAUCGCUCGCUGGGAGGCAUGUACACCCAGUUGAAGAGUUCCAAAGUAGGAGGAAACGCCCAUCUUGGAUUCCACUACUAGCCAAUAUCCAUCAUUAAUAUCAGCCGUAGCUGUCUGAAAGACAUAAAAUCAUAAAGUCCAAAGUUUACCUUCUAAAAGUCAACGCAGAUCAGUAUGAAACACUAAGGUAUUCUAGUGUCAACAAUUCAUGACGAAAAUAAUGAGGUGCGUGGGUUUGAGUAGCCUGAUUUUGUAGAGUUACACUAAUGACAUAAAAAAACUGAAUUAUUGACUGCCAGCUCUCCUAAAAAUCUAAUUAGUAUCAUACGCUCAUAUAAAACAUCUGCGACUUAAGCCUAAUGAUACGGUUUUGUAUUUGCAGAAAUAUACGACCUUCAGAAUAUGUACCUCUGAUCCUUUUUACAAAUUAAAAUCAUGAUGCUUGUAAUUCCCCGUACCCCAGUGGCUUAGUGGCUAACGCUCUGGCGUUCGAAGCGAUGGAGGAAACACACGUCCAGGAUUCCUCUGCUAGGCAUUAUGAUCAAAGUAAAACCAAAUUGGAAGCUUCCGUCUUAAUUGUCUGCAUAUUUCGAUUUGUCAGUACUGAAAGUUGAAUGACUAAUAAGACAUCUAUGGUUUUACAAGUUUAUGCCUUAGAACGAUACAUCAAGUCUUGUGAAAAGAGCCUACUUCUAAGAUUAAUCGGGCCAUAAGAUUUUCAAGAAGUGAAGUGCAAUGAAAUCCUAUGACAAGGUCAACCUACCGGAAUUUUGUGCUAAAAUCAAAAACCAGGUAGGAAAAACUGAUUAUUGCUUAAAGUGAAGAAGAAAAAUAUUGUUAUCAGUAUUAGAAAGAAAAGGAAGUUGGAUAGGGAGAGGAAGUCUAGUCACUACCCUAUUUCACCUUCUAAACUGUUUUAUUGAAUAACUUCAUCAUUUGUCACUAUUUUGUCAGACCAUAUUUCUUUCAUAUGACAUCAUGGUCCAUUAAAUAGACUGGUUUCUCAAAAUAUAGGUCACUCGGAAUUCUCCACUAUUUCUAGGUCAGUGUAGAGCUGACUACCUACCAUCAGGUCAUGAAUUCGAACCCUGCUCCAUCUACUAAGAUUUGGUCAGCUGGGUACUAUCAUUAGCCUUGACACAAUAGGUGUGACUCAUUGUCUACUGCAUGGAUGUGAACAAGGUGACUGAAUGCGAUUCGUUUCGUUUAGUGUCAGUAAGUAUCACACUUAUGAAUACUAUUUUGGUCUUCAUUAUUGUCUUAAUUCCAACCAUUUUACGCUUUGUUUUGUGUAAGGAUAAACUUGACAAAAUUUAGACACGUAGCACUUCACAAUAAUAUCAUAUUGUUUACGUCAGUAUAUUGAUCUAACAAAUUUGUUACAAAUCGUGAUAAAUGCACGUGUGUACAUCUAUUUAGCUAGUUCAGUGUUGAUAUUCUAUGUGGAUUUUAAGUAACAUGUAAAAGUUGUCAUUGAAAUAUUAUAACCAGUGUUUUUUGAUAUUGGAGUUGAUUAUUGUUUUCGGUAGAAAUCAUGUAAGAACACUAUUCAGCCUAUUUCAGUAUUGAUUUUAUAUGGUUGGAGGCAGUCUGUGGGAAGCCCUGAACACCUAGGUUCUUUGGCGCUCAUCAGCAAAGCGUAUUUGUAAUCUUGAAGGGAUUAAUGUCUCUUCAGACAUUCUAACCCAUGUCAUCCAGUAGUAUAGUCAAAGAUAUUACUGCUGACAUAUUAGGGUCACCAGAUAGUCACUGUAAGGCCGCUGACGCAUAUCUAUAAUCGUUACACCUACGUAACUGGGUGUUCUGGAACGGAAAACGUCUGAUUUCAAUUCUAACAACUGUGCAGGGGAACGGAAAUGGCUCUGAUGGAUACGUUGCAUACUCGGUGACUGAUGGGUUCCUUGGGACGAGAUUGUAUUCGUCAGAAUAAGGUGGCGUAUGUUGAGCUCUCAUAGCAAGACGUAGAGCGGUUACUGUGUUGCAGUACUUGCUUGAAACUAUUGUUUACUACUAUAUCAUGUAGGUAGUCUAGGCUGUAUGGAGAAAUGUAGGUCCCCUUGAUGGAAUUGCGAUACAUUUCUAUACCAGAUUCAACAUUUUUAGAGUUAGCUUCUUGUUUUUCCAGUGUAUCACAUGUGUCAAAUCCUGUGGAUAGUAUUUUUCCAGUAACUACACAUAACCUUAUUUAUAGUGUUUGCUUUAUCAUUUGGGUGAUUGAUGUAAGAAGACACUAGUAUUUGAGCACUAACAGCUUGCCGAUGUUCAGUCUUGUCGAAUUUCAGACAGAGACAGACAAAAUCAACAUAGAACCUCUCACACAGGUGCAUUUGUUCAAGUUGUCACACUUCACAGUAGUAUACAAAGAACAAGUGAAUGGGAGUGAUAUCAAUUUGAACAAAGGUGUACGGGAGGAUGGGAUGAUUCCUGUCGUCUUAAUUGGCCCAGCCAGGCAGUCUACACCUCCCUACACUACUCAGACCAACACUUAUCGAAUGUUCCUUAAUGUUCAGAAGUGAUAUGGGAGAUAAAAUCCUCCAAGUAGUCUUAGCAAUCUCAUGUCAACUUAUGACUGUACAUUUUUUGCUUUCUUAAACAUGAUACGUUGUUUUGAGGAACUAUAACCUGCCAAGAAAUAAUUUAUCUACGGUGUUAUUCUGUGCUUUUUUGUAUGUCGAUAUUAUUAACAUCGGUUGUAAUCACCCUUGUUCAUUGUCUAUAUUGUUUCCAUUAUGUUUCAGUCUUUAUUG